CCAAAAUCCCAGAGCAGAGAAGCUCCGCGGAAGGUGGCGCAUGCCUCGAGGGUUCGUUACUUUCUCCAUUGCUUUCUCCCUUCUUUACGAUAUCUUCUUCCCUUCUCUUCCCUUCUCCAACACUCUCGUGUCUCGUCCGUCCUCGGCCUGGAAUACCCUCCCUGCUUCCCUCCCUCCCUCCCUCCUUCCUCCCUCUCUCUCUCUCUCUGGAUUCCAUAUCGCAUCUAAUUUAAGAUAUUUGCCGUUUUCGGCAUUGUUGGAGACCCUAAGCCUUUCCCAAUCUCAACCGGUGUCCCACCGGCAUUUUCUCAAACUCCUUGAUUCCGGAGUCCCUCCAUCGGUUCAAAGUUCUCACCUUUCCCCCGAAAUUUGAUCCAAAAUCGCACCUUUCCAACUCCUAAAAUUCCGAUAUUUCUCAAAAAGUUGGAGUCUUUUUUCCAUGGAGCUCGUCACCGAGGACCCGGCGGCGGAGGACGAGGAGCCGGAGAGGGAGAGCACCACUCGAGAGCCCCGCCAUUACCGGAGCCAUUUCCCCGGCGCCGUCCGGAAAAAGGCCUACCGCUUCGACGGCCACGGCGGCUUCUUCACCAAGGAAUGGGACCUCCGAGAGGGCACCGGCCAAGAGUUCUGCUGGUACCACGUCGAGCUCCCCAAGAGCAACCAGAAGCUCGCCAUCUCCGCCGAGUACCUUAUCGACGUCCUCUGCCCGCCAUUAAAACUCCAGGACAUUCUCACCCUCGUCAGCAACGGUCCCUUCUGCGGCCACGUUAAUGGCGCCCUCGUGUUCCGGGUGAACUCCCCUGGCCCGGCGGCGAGCAACUUCACCCUCCGCCUCGCCGCACGGCUCACCGAGAACUCGGUGAUCACCGUGAGCCUGGGACGGGUGCCGAGGCUGGGUUUUUCGCAGACCGAGCGGUCGUUGCUGUCGGAGAUACCAAGCGUUGAAAGCCCGAGCCGGCGAGUGCUGAGGGAUGAGGAGGUUGGUGGUUCGAGUGGCAUUGUGAUUGGCGAGCAUGUGCUUGAGUUCUUGCUGACAAUGAAUCAUUCAGAGGAGGCCGAUAAUCCCGUGCCGGAGACCGUUUCGAAUCUAAUUGUGCACAUUGUUGACACACACAUUGAUCAGGUGCAGGAUAUAGUGACAAAGUUUGAGAUGGAGUUGGAUUCAAUGGAGCUGGAAUUGGAUAAAGGUGGAACAACAUUGAGGAAACAAUUGUUGGAUGACAGAAGAUUUCCGAAAAUGCAUUUAAAUUUGCAGCGCCUCUUACAGGUUGUUGCUCAUGGUGAGCAAGUGUUUCCACGAGUAAAAGAAAAGUGUGCAGCUAAAAGUUGGUUUGCAAGUGAAGACAUUGUUGCACUUGAAGAACUAAUAGGUCGUCUUAGGAGGCUAAAAGAGAAUUUGGGAUUCAUAGUUAAUCGGGUAACAGCAAUUCAGGCUGGUCUUGAUAGCUGGCAGUCAGAGCAAAUAAACAGGAAGCUUUACUGUCUUUCUUUUCUCUCGAUGAUCUUUCUUCCACUAUCCAUUGUUACUGGAGUAUUUGGGAUGAAUGUUGGAGGUGUACCAUGGACAGGGCAAAGAGACCCUGAUUUGAAAGAUGGGUUUCGUAAUGUUAUGAUUCUCUGCGCUGCCUUGCUGUUUCUGCUUCUAGUUUGCUUCAUCUUUCCUUCUAUCUAUGCGCACAUAUCUUCUUGGAAUAGGCAUGCUGCACCGAUACGGAGUUGGUCGAUCAGUAGAAAGUCGUUCCUGAGAAAAACCCUUCAUCGAGAUGGAUUUCAGGGAGGAGGUUACAUCCGCAUCUGAGAAGCUAACUUGAGGGAAUCUUGCAUCUCUUGCCCAAUGCAGAACAAGUGGUUUCUUGUAAAGGCCAUUGUGUCGAACAGACAUUCAAUUCCCUUGUGAUGCACUGAGUCAUCCAUUUUGUGUGACUUGAAGACAGUGGCACAUACAUAAAGAUAAUUCUUUCAUUGGAAGAUUACAGCCUGCUGACAGGGAUCUAGAGUGGUUGGAUACUGUUGUACAAUUCCUAGCAUACCCAGAAGCACCAUUUGUUGAAGCCACCAUUUUUUUUCAUUUGUGCAUUGUUUCUUGGCUGCAGAACUCUGUGCAGCUUCAGAUAUUAUUCAAUUGAACGCUAAGGUGUCUUUCAUCAUUAAAAAAAAAAUGGAAAGGGAAAAAAGAAGUUAAGAUAUCUGAUGACUAGUGAAAUUGGCAUUCAUUUAGAUGUCUUGCCUUGAGUUUGGCAUGUGCUGUAUUGUCCGAACAAGCUUAAUAUUGUAGCUUUAAGUGUAGGUUCAAGAGAGAGAUGUAGGAGAUUUUGCUUCGAACAUCUGUAUUCACUUCAAUUAUAGCCACUAAUAAAAAAACAGCAUUUCUUGGAUCUGGUGUUUAAGCUAUUUGUUUAUAUAUCAACGAGAUUUAGGCUAUACCAGUGCUUGGAGGGGCCUGUGUCUUUAUCCUAGUGUCAGCUUCACCCUCAUGUUUCACCUUAUUUGGUCUAGAAACAUCUUACCAAGGCUAUCACCAGAGAAAAGGAGAAGGGAAGAAAAGACUAUAGUAACUUCUGGAUAAGUGGUAUCUUUGUGUAUGAUAUUUUGUUUGGAUUUCGAAUUAUGCAGCAUUGUAACUUCUGGAUAAGUAAUAUCUUUGGGUAUGAUAUUUUCUUUGCAUUUCGAAUUAUGCAGCAUUGUAAGCAUCAGGGGUCGACGAAGACAUUUUCAGAGCAACCCAAAUUAUAAUUUGUCCGGGCUGGAAGUGAUAAUUUGUCAUGUAAAUACCUGUUUUCUAUGACAAAUUCUCAUAAUAUGACAAAAAAAAAAAGUCUAUUGCAAUGACCAAAAGAACAGAGGUUAUCU
Molecule: messenger RNA, 2850 nt
Organism: Elaeis guineensis (African oil palm)
Lineage: Eukaryota; Viridiplantae; Streptophyta; Magnoliopsida; Arecales; Arecaceae
Biological process (GO): metal ion transport; transmembrane transport
Cellular component (GO): membrane
Molecular function (GO): metal ion transmembrane transporter activity
Source: RefSeq, a predicted model, not a curated record